ACGUAGACCGCAGCGUCCUUCAUGGCCCCUCCCAAAGCACCAGCGACUUCUACGUCUCCAGCAGACAAUAGCGCCAUUCAUUCAUUAUGGAAAGCCUAUAACGAUACAACACCAUCCCGCCUGAAGCUCAUCGACACUUUCCUGGUGUUCCUCAUGCUCUCUGGCAUAGCGCAAUUCCUGUACUGUAUACUCGUGACCAACUUCCCUUUCAACGCUUUCCUAGCAGGGUUCGGCAGCUGCGUUGGCCAAUUCGUCCUGACUGCGUCGCUGCGGUCCCAAGUCAACCCAGAGAAUAGAGGAGAGUUCAAAGACGUAUCCCCAGAGCGAGCUUUUGCAGACUUCGCUCUAGGAUCCAUUGUGCUACAUUUCUUUGCCUUCAACUUCCUGGGUUGAUUCGCAUGAGCCUGUCUCAUCGAGCUGCUAUUGGGAUGAAGUGCCUUGUCUGACUAUGAUAUUUAGAGUCUAUAAAUACAGA
Messenger RNA from Gloeophyllum trabeum ATCC 11539, 475 nucleotides. RefSeq names its product defender against death DAD protein. Gene Ontology annotation, biological process: protein N-linked glycosylation. The coding region runs from base 22 to 393 and encodes 123 amino acids. Gene Ontology annotation, cellular component: oligosaccharyltransferase complex; membrane. NCBI's taxonomy places the organism in Eukaryota, Fungi, Basidiomycota, Agaricomycetes, Gloeophyllales, Gloeophyllaceae. The record is from RefSeq and is a predicted model, not a curated record. The transcript has 3 exons.